Molecule: messenger RNA, 3839 nt
Organism: Marchantia polymorpha subsp. ruderalis
Lineage: Eukaryota; Viridiplantae; Streptophyta; Marchantiopsida; Marchantiales; Marchantiaceae
Source: the annotation of a GenBank genome assembly
GAUUCGAGAGGCAAGAGAGAGGGAAAGCUGCGCAGUGCGAGAGCAGCAGCAGGAGCGAGCGCGAGGCGAGGGCAGGAACGAAGGAAGGUGGGGGCGGUGGUGGUGCCGGUGCUGUACCAUUGAUGAUUCGGAUGUGUCGUGUCUGCCAAUUAUUACAGGCUCGUCGGACUGCACUUCGCUUCGGUCGUUCCUUUAUGACUUGAUCGCUGCGCUCGCGCUUCUCAUUCGAAUCGGCCGACUGCCUUUUAUUAUUUCGUCGUUUUCUUCGCCUCUGUCGACGACUUGCACUACUUGUCCGGGUCCUGCUCCGAAGCCCUCUCCUCCUGCUUGCUUCAUCCCGGACGCGCUGUGUCCCUCCUCUGCUGCUGCUUCCUGGACCCUCCUCCGCUCGCUGCACUGGAAUUUUGGAAUUUCCGUGCGCUAUUUGUCGAGGUCUUUCCGCCUCUGCACAUUUUUGCUGGUCAUUGGAGGCCCGCGCUGUUCCUCCUGAAUCCCAGGGGUUGCUCGUGCGUUGAGUUUGUACUCUUUGCUGUGUGGGUGCCCUAGAUCCUACCUCUCGGUGUCGAGCAGCGGUCUGCCCUUUUUUUCUGUCGCCAGUGCUUCGCGCGUGAGUUCGUGAUCUCAGAGAGAGAGAGAGAGAGAGAGAGAGAGAGAGAGAGAGAGAGAGAGAGAGAGAGAGAGAGAGAGAGAGAGAGAGAGAGAGAGAGAGAGAGAGAGGAUCUUUGCUGCCAGGCUAUCGCAUUGAGAGACCUCGACUCCGCAUGUCCGAUAAAUUGGUAUACGGCGGUGGAGUCUAGUGGCUUGUUGGGGCUUUGCGAGCGCACAUAUAUUUUGGCUCGGCGCCGACAUUUUUCACGGCUUUUUCUUCGAGCAGCUCGAUGUACCGUUACACGUAGAAGGUGUACAAGCGUUGGUAUUUCGUAUUUGAACGUCCACUCUUCUGGUGCUGCUUUUCCUACUGUGGAAGGAGCGAUAGCGUUUUCUUUAUCGACUAGUGGCCUGCGGAGUGGCAAUCUCGGUCAUGGUUGUGCAGCGUCAUUUGUAAUUACCCGACCGUCGAUUGUUCCAUGGCCCAAAGCCACAGACUAUAUUUGCGGUCCAAGGACUGCGUUCUUUGUAAUUUCCAACUUCACUCCAAGAAGAUCAAAAGACGCUGACAAAUUUUUUUACAGUACCUUGGUGCAAGGUUUAAGAUGGUAAAUAAUCUAUACAAAAGGCGCCUCGAUGAUAUGUAUGAUCAGAGCUCGCUACCCUUGUCAACAAAGCGGAAGAAGGCUCAUCUUAGCAACUCGUCCCCGACAAGCGACAAGGGGCAACACCCCAAGAAAUCGUUCCUGCAAGCUUUUGAGGAUCAGUAUAAAAUUUUUGCUACCACUCCUUUGAGCAGAAUGAGGCAUGGAACGUCCUUUGCGGUGACAGGGAAUUCCCCCGCAGGACGACCUCUUGUGGCUCAAGGAUCCAGCUUUGUUGCAGGUAGUCAUUAUGAAUGUCCUUGGACUCCUAGGACCCCUCGACGUCAGCGCCAUUAUUCGCCCCGCAGGCCUUGGAACAACCAUACAGUAGCGGGGAUUUCUGCUCGUUCGCCGGUGAAUGUUCUAGGUUUAUGCAGUACUCCGGAGGUUUUGAGCUCAGCUACAGUUUCAGAGUUGCCUUCGCAUCUCGCUAGGAGCUCAUUCGGACCUCGAUUAUACAGUUCAUUAUGCACGGGCAGAGGUGCAGAUUGGUCCGAUGCUGGUAAAAAGUUAGGAGUCUCGAAAGGCUGGUACAGGCUUACCACAGAUAUGUCCGAGACGCGAUUGAAUGACAUGUGUAGGGAGCGGUUAGUCUCGAAAGAAUUACCGGAAUCUAUCGUUUUGUCCAAGCUGAAAGACGAGAAUAGGGCUUUGGAAAAGAAAUUACAUGCCGUGAGACCAGAGCCUAGAGUGUCCAACAAUUUGAGUUCUGGGAGGACGGAGGAUGUAGAACAAUUAGAAAUGUCAGAGCUCGACUCCGAGAUGCUUAAGGCCUACAGGCAAAGUAUUGCUUCUAUUCAAGGCGACGAGAAACGGCUUGCGGAUAUUUCCAAGACUUGUAGUAAUCUACAGGAAGCUCGAUACGUUUCUCCCGAUAGCGUGCUUAGUAAGGCUGUUCCCGUCAUGGGUUCGGAUUCGUCGGGCGAAAUUUCUGAUGUGGUCACUCAGCAGGGACGAAAUGUCGCUGAUCACGACAAAUUGGCAAGUAGAAUCGAGCGCGGUGGUGAUUCUCACUUCGCGAAGCCCGACGAUUGGAGAGCACUAUAUGAUCGCACUAAAUCCUACGAUCCGAAGUUGGAAAUUUUGAAGUUAGAGGCGGAGUUCGCGGAGAAGCAAUUGGCUGCCCUGUCGCUGAGACGCCCCACAAUCUCUAAGGCGAAGAAGGACGUGAAGGACGUAGCUGAAGCCUUUACGCCUCUAUCGGAAGAAGCAGAGGAGGACAUAGACGAUGCACUUCAAGGUUCAGAUAGAAGCAAGGUUCUCACAUUCCAUAAAAAGUCUAGUAUAGACGUGACUAGGGCAGUUAUGCAGUGCCUUUUACCCGGGGCAUGGCUCAAUGACGAGGUAAUCAAUCUGUACAUGGAGCUGUUGAAAGAGAGGGAAGUCCAGGAACCCAAGAAGUUCCUCAAGUGUCACUUCUUUAAUACCUUCUUCUAUAACAAGUUGUUUAAGGACAAACGAAGCUACGAUUACAAGGCAGUUCGCAGAUGGACAACUCAAAAGAAACUGGGCUACAGUUUAUCAGAUUGUGAUAAGAUUUUGGUUCCAAUUCAUCAAGAUAUUCACUGGUGUUUAGCCGUCAUCAACAUCCGUGACAAGAAACUUGAGUAUCUUGAUUCCUUGCAAGGUGGUGAUAAUACAGUUCUGAAAGUUCUUGCUCGCUAUAUCGCUGAUGAAGCUAAGGAUAAAGAUGGAAAAGUAUUGGACUCAAAUACAUGGGAACAUAACUUCCCCCAAGACAUUCCCCAGCAACUUAACGGAUGUGACUGUGGCAUGUUCAUGUUGAAGUAUGCGGACUUCCACAGCCGUGGUGUACCUCUAUCUUUUAAACAGGGGGACAUGCCAUACUUCAGGAGACGAUUGGUUUGGGAGUUACUACAACUGAAAGCUACUUGAGAUCGUAGUCUUCAUAUGCGCUGUAGCCUGAAGACUAUCGAUCCAGAUGCUAUUAGCAUGGAUUUAACGCACGUUGUGGGGGUAAUCGGCAAGUCUACGUGUUUUGAACCAGUGAAGGCAUAUUUGAGCACAGCCAGUAAAUGACCUGGUCGGACCAAGUUCAGUUCGUGGGUCAUGAAGUUUCGUGGUCCUAUGCGAAUAUAAGGGUGGGUAAGGCCAGCAUUCAUCCUCGUUUGACUUUCCACUGACAGCGAUACAGUCUAAAGGGUGUUGGCUUGCCACUCCGUCUGGAACAUAGCUCCCUGGUAAUCCUGCCCGUUUAGAUUCUUAUUACCUAGUUUCACUACAGGGAGAGAUACUGUAAUUUUUUCUUACGUCUUGCUGUAGCGCUUACACAUUUGCAUUCCUACCCAGUCACUAGUAGCAUAGAUGAAUCGUAGCAUUUCCUCUUAGGUAUUCUUGCUGACACAGCGCAGCCCUUAGGGCAAAUUCCUGAUAGAAAGGGAUUUCGGGCUGAUGGGAGAAGAUUGGGCUUACAAAGAUUAGCCAUCAUGGAGUUGUUGUGGUGCGUCGGGUUUCUUAUGAUGACCCUUGCACAAUGCUUACACAUUGUUUUAACACUUGAUGGAAGUUUGGUGCGGUGGGGUUAAUUGUACCAGUGUUUGAACAGUGCUGGCUCUCAGGGUUCACCCUAAACUAUUGUCUUUCUCC